GCAGGCAACAGCCCGCGCUCGUUGUCCGAUCCCGUCUGUCUCUGUUGAAGACAGGCACUUGGGAGGAUCCUGUGAAAGAGAUCGAGGACGGAGAGAGGCCGGCAGAUGAUGUCGAGGGAGAGCAAGAAAGCGGCAGCCGGUCUACAUGAGAAGCUGCAGAUCCUGCGAUCCAUCACUCACUCCCGAGCGCUGAGCGAUACUUCCAUAAUCUUGGACGCAUCGGAGUACAUCAAGGAACUGAAGCAGAAGGUCGUCAGGCUCAAACAGGAGAUCGCGUGUGAAGAAGCAGGCGCGCUCAAGCACAGCUCCUCCCCGACGGCGGUCACUGUAGAAACCCUAGGGCACGGGUUCCUCGUCAGCGUGUUCUCUGACAAGAGCAGCCCCGGGCUGCUUGUUUCUAUCCUCGAGGCGUUUGAUGAGCUGGGCCUCAGCGUACUCGAAGCCACGGUGUCUUGCGCAGACACAUUCCGCCUCGAGGCUGUUGGGGGAGAGUUGUUUUGCAUCCACUCGGCUGCUGGAAUCUGAUGCAGAACCAGGUGAAGAAUGUGGACGAGCAUGUCGUCAAACAAGCCGUGCUCCGGGCCAUCGGGAACUGCUCGGAAGGCGGUCGCCAACAUGAGUAGUGCAGCAAGGGCCUGGAUGAGUUGCAAUACUCACCAUCACCAUAGUCCAUGUCGGCACGCGCGCAUGAUCGGUUGUGCGGCCAUUGCCGAUCCCGUAACUAGUCGUCCUUCUCUUGAUAUAUGCAUGUUCUGUUCUAUCCGACAUUAUCUGAAGAAAAACUACAACAGCCUUCAGAAACCCUGCAGCACACAUUUAGUUUCCUCUGUGUACUAUUAGCUAGUUGGGCAUUGUAUGUACGUGGUAGCCAGCAGGAGCAGCAAGGUGUAACAUGUGUACGCUGUUCCUUCCUUGUGUUGAUCAUGACUAAAUUUGAUCGUGUUUCUCCCUCUCUGACUAA
This is a messenger RNA of Panicum virgatum (switchgrass), 961 nucleotides long. RefSeq lists its product as uncharacterized. The coding region runs from base 106 to 525 and encodes 139 amino acids. Gene Ontology annotation, biological process: regulation of DNA-templated transcription. The transcript has 4 exons. Gene Ontology annotation, cellular component: nucleus. The record is from RefSeq and is a predicted model, not a curated record. Gene Ontology annotation, molecular function: DNA-binding transcription factor activity; sequence-specific DNA binding. Lineage: Eukaryota; Viridiplantae; Streptophyta; Magnoliopsida; Poales; Poaceae.